CGCUCCUCCCAUAGUUCCUGCCCAGGCUUCGUUGCUGUGAAGUUUCUGCAGACGGUUUUUACAGGAACAUGGCUUCCCUAGCAACGGUCGGCGGCGAGUCGGAGGCGGCAGAGCCGGGUUUGGAGCAGGAUGAAAGUUGUUUUAGCCAAGUUGAAGAAGAAAGAAGAUUCCAUGUUCAAAACUGGAAAAUAAAGGCUGAUCAAGCAAAGAAAGCAGAGUUCUUCCGCGAAGCUGAGAAACUUAAGAACCAAAUUGCACAUUUAGAAAAAGACAAGAAUGGACAUCUUUAUAACAAGAAGAGCGACUUCAGGACUGAGUACAGCACGCUUGAAGAAUAUGAGCAAAAACUGGCGAACAACAGAAAAGCAGAAAAAAUUAAGACAGAACAGCAACUUUCAAAAAUACACAACAAUGUCAAGAGACUUCAGCGACAACUGAAAGAUGUGAAGCCUACUCCAGAAUUUGUUGAAAAGCUCAGAGAAAUGAUGGAAGAAGUAGACAGUGCAAUCAUAGCUUUUAAAGAAGAACAGAGAGUUAUUUAUGAAGAGCUAAUGAAGGAGGAGAAGUCUACCAGCAUUGAAUUGACUGCUUUGGAGAAGAAAAUAGAGGCAUCACUGAGCACGGCUCCAGAGAAGGUCUUCAGAGCACCUCCCGGGAAAGUGCUAGCAGACACAAUAAUAUCUCACCAGCUUCCCGAAGAGGUGAUGGCCUUUGAAAAAUUUCUACAGCAGACAGGUGGCCGUCUGGGAGGAUGGGAUGAUUUCGACCACCAAAGCUUUCUUAAGGUGUGGACAAAGCAUAAGGGCAAGCCUGCAUACCUGGAAGAAGCAAUGGCAUAUCUCCCUAGUCGAACAAGAGAGGACGUACAGCAGCAUGAAAAAUGGUAUCAAGAGUUCCUCUUCCUUGAGGAAAAAAAGAAAGAGGCUAUUCAGAAGUGGAAAGCAAAGAAACAGCUGGAAAAACACGAAAUAUCAAAGUUACAAGAAAAGAUGGAAGACGAGUCUGAUCGGCAGCAAAAGGAAGCAGCUCAGAAACAAAAACUGGAAGAGGAAAGAAGGAAGCGGCAACAGGAACUGGAGGCCUGGAAAAAAAAGAAAGAGAUUGAAGUGGCAGCAAAGCUUGAAAUGAGGUUAAAAGAAGAAAAAGAACAACAAAAGAAACAGAGGAAAGAGCGACAGCGUCAGCUGGAGGUUAAGCUUUUGGUGGAAGAACACACGCGCCUAAAGAAAGAGCAAGAGGAGUUUCUAAGACUGGAAAAAGAGAUGAAGGAAGAAGCGGAGAUAGAAGAGAGGAAGAAGAUGGCUCUGUAUGAAAUAUACCGAUUUCAGGAACGAGAUCAACAGAAACUUGAAGAAAAAGCACGAGAAAAACGAGCUAAAGAGGAGGCAGAAGCAGAAAAAGAGAAGCGGCUGGCUCUCUUAAAGGAAAAGGUAGAAGUUCACGUUGAAAGGGAUCCUUCCAGACUUUGCAAACUUACCAAAGGAUGGGAAGAACGUUGUAGAGAAAUUGGACCAACUGGAUCAGCUCCUUUACUUCAUAUUCCACACAGGGCUGUACCAACGUGGAGGCAAGGGUUAUAGGCAUUCUACUCAAGAAGAC
Messenger RNA from Spea bombifrons (plains spadefoot toad), 1599 nucleotides. RefSeq names its product coiled-coil domain containing 112 (gene CCDC112). The coding region runs from base 69 to 1580 and encodes 503 amino acids. NCBI's taxonomy places the organism in Eukaryota, Metazoa, Chordata, Amphibia, Anura, Pelobatidae. The record is from RefSeq and is a predicted model, not a curated record. The transcript has 10 exons.